Talaromyces atroroseus is the source of this 945-nucleotide messenger RNA. RefSeq lists its product as hypothetical. Gene Ontology annotation, molecular function: heme oxygenase (decyclizing) activity. The record is from RefSeq and is a predicted model, not a curated record. Lineage: Eukaryota; Fungi; Ascomycota; Eurotiomycetes; Eurotiales; Trichocomaceae. The transcript is spliced from 4 exons. Bases 1 to 945 code for a protein of 314 amino acids. Gene Ontology annotation, biological process: heme oxidation.
AUGGCAAGCGGGGUGUGGCCCGGAUUUUUUCUCCAACAGAUCAGAUGUCACGUUCACCUGCUGAUGAGUGACUCCCGGAAUGACAUCGAUCUUCCUGAGCGGAUCCAUGCCGAGGCAAGGGCAAUUCACAGCUCAUUACACCGCGCCAUCACUGGCCGAUUGCCCCUUGCUCUUCCUCCAAAAGCAAACUCCCCGCAACUCUACGCUUUGGGCAUUUCUCGCUUUGCGCAGAUCUACUCCGCUUUAGAAUCCGCAUGGCGUGACUAUCUCGAGGUAGCGCCGGACAGCACAAAGGAAAGGUAUCGCGCUUUACUAGCUGAAGCCUACAUACCGGCGAUUGCCCGCAGCCAACGUCUAGAAUCCGAUCUACGAAACUUGAAGGCGGAAUGGGGUGGUGAUGAUACUUUUCUUCCACAGGGCAAUGAUAUUGCUGUUCGUGUGGCAAUCACCCAUGUCCUCGAGACCAUCCGGGCUAAACCACACACCCUCCUAGCCUAUUCAUGGGUCAUGUACCUGGCUCUUUUCAACGGCGGGCGCUGGAUUCGCCAACAACUGCUUGACGCCGGAGCCCAAUUUUGGUACAAAGAUUUGUCCGAGGUUGAAAAACAGGAGUCUGCGGGUGCUUCUCUUGCGCAAUCAUUUCUGUCGUUUUGGCAUUUUGAUGGCGAUCAAGAUGGUGAAGAUUUUAAGCUCGCCUAUCGUGCCGGCUAUAUUGAGGCUUCCAAGCGUCUCACUAAAGAGGAGUGUGAAGAUGUGAUCUGCGAGGCCAAGACAUUGUUCCAGCAUUGUCUAGAUAUGGUCUCGGAGAUUGAUGUGGUGGUGGCGCUUGAGAGGAAGAAACGUGCUCACAAACCUGAAUCGUGGAAUAUAACCCCCCGUCCGGUAUCACUCAUUACAGUCGGAGAUGAGCAUCGUGUCAUGGAGAUAAGGUGGAUCAAUGUCUGA